AUGCUGUCAGGGCGUAUGUGGUGACGUAGGACUUCAUAGGCUGCAGGAAGGCCUAGAUGCCGCCGCACAUAUUCAUGGGCAAGCCAGAAGCUUUCCAAUUUCGUUACCUGGUCAACGGCCUAAGACAUUAUGGGUGAUACGUGGACUGCAACGAAACAAAACAACGCCUCAGUUUUACAGGAUAAUAUAAAUCAGGCUCCCACACCAAUCAAAUUCCCGCUGUAAGAAGAACAGUCCGGUGUGUUUCCUUUUCUGAAUGCGCUUCCGAGUAGAAGACCCGACGGCAGUACUCGACGUAGCGUCUACCGUAAAAGGACGACCAAUUUUUGGAGAUUCCAACAGCUAAAUUUGAAACGUAGUUUAGUCUGCUGUCUGACAGAAAGCGUGAGAAGAAUCUGCUCGGCUUAAGGUUGAAGAAAGUGCAUUUCGCCAGAACAACCACCCUGAUCGAUUCAGCACUAUGACCAUGGCCGGAAAAACACUAAAGUCCCCCUGUGCUGACAUCAGGAAAGAGGAAGCUUUCCGCCAGGUUCUGAUUUCAAGCGACGCGCAAGUGAACUUUUAAGAAGUCAGUUUGACAGUGAAACUGUACUUACCUCACGAACCAUGCUGCUCUCCCUGUAUUUCUGAAUGACUCCGCGUAAUGCAAGACCUUGCGGAUACAGAAAGAAGACGCCCGGAUUAACUGGCAUUUUCCAGUCAGCGUCGUUUAUUUGGGCCAUUUCUGUAAAGUUGAUUUCGCGAAAUCCGCCUUUCUUGCUGAUGAGAUAGAGUGGAAGUGUGUCGUAUCUGUUUACUGGGAGGUGCGGGUCUACACAGAAACGAAGACUCAGAUCGUAGGCGCCGUCCCGUGUCAUUUCGUUGGAAAUGCUCCACCGAAGUUUGCAUAUUGUGGAUGGAACCCGAAUCCCCAUUAUUUCAAUAACAUACUUUGUCCAUCCUCUCAUGAAGUAGACAUCAUAAAGUAUCAUCGUUAUCCCCAGCAGUGUUAAAAUGAGGAUCCAUUUACGUUGAGGCCGUGCGCAUUGGGUCAUCAUGGCGCGGCCUCUUCUUGGUUAUAUCCCCAGCUUAGCUCAGAAUGAUUUAUACAGGGGCGUUAUUGCGUCUUAAGUGUUGCAUAAAACGUCGAAGGAUGUUUACCGGCGGUUAAAACCUAGCCAAUCAGCGUUGGAACAGGUGCUGUUUAUGCAGUCGACAAUCGAACGCGUCUAAGUGUAAAACGGAGUCCACAGCAAGCAUCCUCACUGGCUGCCGACUUUUGGCAAUCUGUCAUUGAGUCCUAAUUUAGCGGCUGAUAUGCACGUGAGGCCUCAAGCCAGCUCGCUAGCCCCACUUUACUUCCGAAAUAGACAUCAGGCUGAGGGUUGAAUUCAGAACUCCAAAUCGGGAGCAGGGCAUGGGGUGUUUCCGAAUCCACGACAUUUUCUGAUGCCUAGCGUCGCCGCAGUUUAAAAGGGGAUGUGCAACCUUGUCUGUUCGCACUCUUAAGGCCUCGCGGGGUUUUCUCCAUUCAAAGGGAAUUGCGUGGUAAAGUAAUCAAGUAGUAUGAAGAAAUCUCCGAUGACCAUCGGAUUGCUUGCUGGUGUAACCAACUGCAGCAGUGAAUAUGCCCUCACCGUAACAGAGUACUUGGUGAAGUUGAUGAGGAAGGAUGGAUUACCAAGAGAAAAAAAUCUGAUAGUCAAGUUGAGGUGCACUGAUCGAAAAUUGAGAAUCUACAAAUCCAGUUGUCGGUAAGUCCAACAACAUUUUCUAAGACUGGGGAGCGUACGAGCGGCUGAACAGGCAGUGAUCGAAAGAGUUCUCACCGACCGUGUGCCAGCCCUUGUAGCUUUUUAGGCCCGGCGCGAAGUGUGUGUGUCCCCUCCUACUCCUACUCCUCCUCCACUGCCCCAGCGACGCUCGCUCUGGCGGCUGUCACGCACAUCAACACUACACGCAACCCUGAACAAGAAACGACACCAACCCUACAACCUCCGACUCCAGAGGUGGGGUCCAGGACUACACCUCCCCUCACUGCGACCGCAUCUUCACCUCACACAUUGGCCUGGUCGGUCACUUGCGAAUCCAUCGCACAGAGGCUGGCGAACCAGUGCCUGGAGCACCAACCUACACCCAUCGCAUUCGCCUUUACUGCCCACACUGCCCUCGAAUCUUCACGCAUCGCAUGGGCCUAUUCGGCUGCAUGCGCAUCCAGGAGCACCUACGGUGGACAACCGCCGGCUGCACUACGCCACCAGUCCCUCCUUCCCCGAACCACCACCUCACCACACAUCAACACUCUCCCACCGCAGGCAUACAACUACCACGUCGCAUGCGAGUGGGACGUGUGCAUCUCGACUCGCCCCCGUGCGGCCUCUGCAGCACAGGCGGCUUGA
Spirometra erinaceieuropaei is the source of this 2378-nucleotide messenger RNA. NCBI's taxonomy places the organism in Eukaryota, Metazoa, Platyhelminthes, Cestoda, Diphyllobothriidea, Diphyllobothriidae. The record is from the annotation of a GenBank genome assembly.